This is a messenger RNA of Centrocercus urophasianus (Greater sage-grouse), 2189 nucleotides long. It is a transcript of the gene FJX1, whose product is annotated as four-jointed box kinase 1. The record is from RefSeq and is a predicted model, not a curated record. Gene Ontology annotation, biological process: cell-cell signaling. The transcript has a single exon. NCBI's taxonomy places the organism in Eukaryota, Metazoa, Chordata, Aves, Galliformes, Phasianidae. The annotation marks the transcript as partial.
CUGCUGGCCGCGGGACGGGAGCGGCAGCAGCAGGACGAGGGGGAGGAGGACCCGCCGGCGGCCCCGGUGCGGCGCGGCAUCUUCUGGAGCCGCGAGCUGGAGGCGCGGGUGCCGCCGGGCUUCGCGGCCGAGGAAGCGGCGGCGUGGCGGGCGACGGCCCGUGGAGCCCGUGUGGCCUCGCUGGAGCGCGGUGGCUGCGGGCGCAGCUCCAACCGGCUGGCCCGGCUGUCGGACGGGAGCCGCGCCUGCGUCCGCUACGGCGUGAGCCCGGAGCAGAUCCAGGGCGAGGCGCUCUCCUACCACCUGGCCGGGCUGCUGGGCAUGCAGCAGCGGCUGCCGCCUAUGGCGCUGGCGCUGGUGGAGGCUCGCGGGCGGCAGUGGGAGCCGGUGCGGGAGGAGCUGCGCGGCUCGCACUGGGCCGAGGGCGCGGUGGUUAGCUUGACGCGCUGGGUGGACAACCUGACGGCCGUGGUGGCUCCCGCGCCGUGGGGCGGCGGGCGGCCGCGGGCGCUGGAGGCGGGCGAGCUGGGCGGGCUGCCCGCGGCGCAGCUGGUGGAGCUGGUGCAGUGGAGCGACCUGAUCCUCUUCGACUACCUGACGGCCAACUUCGACCGCCUAGCCAGCAACCUGUUCAGCCUGCAGUGGGACCCGCGCGUCAUGCGGCGUGCCACCAGCAACCUGCUGCGCGCCCCCGACGGCGGCCUGGUCUUCAUGGACAACGAGGCGGGGCUGGUGCACGGCUACCGCCUGCUCGCCACGUGGGACCCCUACAACGAGCCCUUGCUGCGCUCCGUCUGCGUCUUCCGCGAGGGCACAGCGCGGCGUUUGGCCGAGCUGCACCGCCGGCGCAACGCCGCCGCUGAGCUGCGUCGCCGCUACCGGGCCCGGGAGCCCCUCUGGGCGCGCCUCGGCUUCCUGUCGGAGCGGCAGGCCGAGCUGCUGCAGGCCCGCGUUGACUUCGUGCACCGCCACAUCGCCCAGUGCCGCGCUCAGGCCGCCGCGCUCUGACAGUACCCGCCCUCCCCGCGCCUCCGCUCCUUGUUUCCCCGCUCUCUGCCGCGGAGGUCCCUUCGGCCUCAACUCUUCCGUGGGAUGUGGAAGGAGUGCUUUCAACGUGUUCUUCCUCCUGUGGCAAACGAACCUUGGCAGUGGGACCGAGGACUGGUCGCACGAAGGGGCACCCCCUGACUGGCGAACUGCCCUCUCUCUGAAGCUUGGCUCCUACCGAUUUCCCUUAAGGAGAGCAGACCUGUCGCUGGUACCGUGUCCAGCCGUGAGCGGGUGCUCUGGUAGCUGUUAGUCUGUGUUGUGGGUUCAUCUGGUUCUGCUGUUCUGAUCCCCCAAGUGUGUGUCUGUAGUCGUCGCCAUCCUUUGAUUUGACGGUAAAAUAACGGACUGACGGUGACAGGAGAGGACCCCCAAAGCAUCGCUUUGUGCUGAGACUUGGGCGCAAUAGUUAAAAGUGGAGGAAAAAAAACUGUUCCAUGCACUUUACUUUGACUUUUUAAUUUUUUUAUAAACAAAAAGACCUUUUUAUUUUACGAAGUCUGCCUUUUAUGUACAUUCUCUAUGUUCAUAAGCUUUUCUGUAACAUACUAAAGAAACUGAUAUUUCAGUGAAGCGUGUUGGUGAUUUGCCUCCUUUGUGCUGACUGCCUGAGCUGCGCUGCAUUCCGCUGCGUCCCGCUGCAUCUCAUCCACCUGUGUCCUCCUGCCUUGUGCUGUGGGGCUCAAUCUGAGCCAACCCGCCCCUGCUGGCACCCUGAUAAGCCGUCGGUUUUGGAAUGCUGCCCGCGGGUGAUGUGGGCAGAGCUGUGCCAGGUGAUUGGGCUGCAUCCCAGCCCUGUAACAGGGUCACUUCUUGUGUUGCUGUGCCCUGCGAACCCCUGUGGUGCCGCCUGCUUUCGGGUCUUAGCCCUCCUCCCAUUCCUGCUAUCUGUGCUGCCAGAGCAGAGCCUGAAUUGAAUAGACUCAUAGAACUAUAGAAUGGCUUGUGUUGAAAAGGACCCCAACGAUCAUCUAGUUUCAACCCCUCUGCUAUGUUCAGGGUCGCCAACCUCUAAUAGGAAAGCUCUUCCUCUGCUUUGCUAAAAUGGUUUUUUAAUAGAAGUUUUGUAAGUUCAGCAAAGUGAUAGCAUAUUAGAUAGAACUUUAUGAAGUCUACUUUAUGAAGUCUCUUUGGCCACAAAA